Suillus subalutaceus is the source of this 1102-nucleotide messenger RNA. RefSeq lists its product as uncharacterized. The record is from RefSeq and is a predicted model, not a curated record. The coding region runs from base 236 to 985 and encodes 249 amino acids. The transcript is spliced from 3 exons. Gene Ontology annotation, molecular function: protein binding. NCBI's taxonomy places the organism in Eukaryota, Fungi, Basidiomycota, Agaricomycetes, Boletales, Suillaceae.
CUGUAUAACAUACCAGGAUCGCAUCAUCGUGUUCGGAGGAACAGAUGGCUUAUACCAUUACAAUGAUACAUGGUCGUAUAACACUAAUACAAGGACCUAGUCGGAAUUGCAAUGUAUUGGCUUUAUUCCAUCACCCCGGGAAGGCCACGCAGCCGCUGUGAUUGACGACGUCAUCUACAUUUUUGGCGGACGGGGUGUAGUUGGCAAGGACCUGGGCGACUUGGCAGCAUUCAAGAUGUCAAGUACGUGGUUUGAUAAACAAUUGGUGUGCGUGAUUCUGAGCUUGUCGCGUGCAGACCAGCGGUGGUACAUGUUCCAAAAUAUGGGUCCAGCGCCUAGCGGCCGUUCGGGACAUGCUAUGGCAUCCAUGGGAACUAGAGUUUUUGUUCUUGGUGGAGAGUCUUUCACGCCAACUAAGGGCGAUGACCAUGGAAUUAUUAAUGUUCUUGACACCGAGCACAUCAAAUACCCUGAUUCAAGCAAAGGACCACCGACCAACAAGGCUAAUCGAGAAUCAAUUGCAACUCCUCCGCCGGGACAAGUCGCACCAGGAAGCUCUCUGCCCAAUGUUACUGGUGCCAUAGAUGCGGACGACAUUCGCUGGACUAUGUCUCAGCCAAGAACCAGAUUCGGAACUCGUACACCGAAUGGUGCCCGUGCGCAAUCAUCCCCCAAUACCAAAGAUAAGGCACCGAACCGCUCUCAAAGAGAUGAUCGAAUUGUGCUCAGAACGGAUGAUGGGAAUGGGACAGAAACCGGUGCUACUCUCAAGUCUAAUACCACUUCCCGGGAUCACACACCAUCUCCAGAGCAGAUCCGAGCACCGUCAUAUUUGCCACAAGAUCUUACUAAUGAACUCCAGGGAAGAUCACGCUAUCCGAUAACUUCUGGAGGCUUUGGAGACAUCUGGAAGUGUGAAUUAGUGAAGCCCGAUGGGACCGUCAAGGCAUGCCCAGCUUCCCCCACUUCAUACAGUUGUUAUUGACCAUGACCUAGGUAGCAGUGAAGACCAUCCGUGCUUUCGAAUCGGACAACGAGGUUCUGAUGCGGAAGAAUAGUAGGGUAAUGUGCUCUUCCACAGCGUCGCGUGUGUCGGUUUAGC